Messenger RNA from Cydia strobilella, 2966 nucleotides. RefSeq names its product eukaryotic translation initiation factor 3 subunit J (gene eIF3j). Lineage: Eukaryota; Metazoa; Arthropoda; Insecta; Lepidoptera; Tortricidae. Gene Ontology annotation, molecular function: translation initiation factor activity. The coding region runs from base 311 to 1027 and encodes 238 amino acids. Gene Ontology annotation, cellular component: cytoplasm; eukaryotic translation initiation factor 3 complex. The transcript is spliced from 7 exons. The record is from RefSeq and is a predicted model, not a curated record.
UUAGUGUUUCGGAAAUUACUGUUUGCAAUGGAGUCAUAUUUUUGCUUAUCAAAUUCUGAUUCUAUUUUCUUUGGGAAUUCGCCAAAAUUAUGUCAUUUCUUCAUCGUUUCUCAAUCCGGUCGUUGUCAUAGUAGAAAAGCGUCGAACGUUUGACAAAAUCCGCUAGUGAAUAUCGUUAUUAAAUUCAGUGUCGACCCUGGAGACAUCUUGUGAUAAAAAGCAUUGCGGCGAGUCAUUUCGCUGUCUCUGAAUAAGUCUUCACGUGAAACGAGUAACAAAAUUAGAUUGGUGCUAUUUAGUGUCCGCAAUCAUGGAGGAGUCGUGGGAUGCGGAAAAUUUCGAGCCCAAAUUGCCGACCACGUUGACAUCUUCGAAUAAAUGGGAGGGCGAGGACGAGGAAGAGACCGUCAAGGAGAGCUGGGAGGACGAGGAGGAGGAAAAAAAGGACGAAGAGAAGCUGCCGCCGCCCCCACCUAAGCCCAAGAAGAAAAUUGCGGACAAAAUAGCUGAGAAAGAGCGUCUGGAACGCGAGAAGGCCGAGCGCCUGGCCGCCGAGAAGGUGGAGGCGGAGAUGACAGCCGAACAGAAGCUUGCGGAGAAGCUCAAGAGACAGAAGCUGCAAGAGGAAUCCGAUCUCCGUCUGGCAAUGGAGACCUUUGGAAUCACAGAAGCCGGUGUCGGAAAGAUAGACGGCUUCAAUCCGACCACAAAGGAGGAGUUCACAGAGUUUGCAGAGCUGCUCGUCAAGAAGAUCGCCCUGUAUAAGGCCAGGGAGGAGUUCCCGGAGUUCGCUGAUGAGCUUGUUAAGAAUAUUGUUGUUCAAAUGUCAUCCCUGGACAUAAAGAGGAUAAAGCUGACCGUGGACAACCUGUACAUCGAGAAACAGAAGGCGGAGAAGAAUGAUAAGGGCAAAAAACCCAACAAGGGCAAGGGCAAAGCGAAAUUAAAAGUGGAAGGAGACAAUGCUCACCUCAAUCAAUACGACGCCUACGGCAACUACGAUGACGAUUACGACGAUUUCAUGUAAACGUACACUUACUAUACUUAGCCUGAUACCUGGCCCGUCCACAUUGCUUGCUCGAGCACACGCGUGUGUCAUGUCCUUUAAGGCUCGUUUAGACGGCGCGAGAACUCGCAUGCGAGUCAUUACUAGACCUAGAAUUUAUUGCUAGAAACAACAAACCUAUUAUCGAUAAGCAAAGCAAGUCAUAAAUAUAUUUAAAAAAAAUAUUUUAUAUUCAUUACGUUGCGGUAUUUGAUCUAUCGGCUGAAUGGGGUUGGCAACUGUCAAAGGUUUGCAUAGAGGCUGUUUGCAUAGUAUUUUGAUCUAUGAGAUUUAGCUUGAAGGGCUAUAAAAAAAAUAAAAACAAGAAUUUGACACAAUUCUAGGGAUUGACAGGAAAACAUGCUGACGCAAUCUCUAAAAUACUUCGCCCGGGCAACCCCAUUGGCUGUUUUUCCAUUAGCCGACACCGGCGCCGGCGCCGUGCGGUGCCGGGGAAGCAAAAAUGAAUGAAAAUGUAUGGCUCGCUUUUUCACUUACCGGCGCCGGUAUGUAACCUUAACAGUCCGCAAUGUAACUGAACUUGUAUGCUUGUCUACAGUCCGCAGCAGAAGCUAAGCGGCCCGCAAAAUGAUCUAAACACAAGUUUAUUGCCAGAUAGUGUGGGCAGAACAUUUUGGCCAUUAUUUUUUUUUGCUGACUACCGGCCGGGACGAACCAUCGCGUCGAAAGGAAUUUGAAGCUUCUAUACAGUAAUUAAAUUCUAUAUUUGAAUGGCAGCCACUCGCAGGACGGGUGUGUUAAUUAUUUUUAAUAUAUGGAAUAUAAGUCAAAUUGUUUUGCCUUUAGAGUCGAACCAAUGUCAAAUUACUAUGGAAAUAUGACAGUUAUAAUGUUACAAAGUUAGCUUAGGAUGCUUCCAUCUGUCCAAUAUCUUGGUGCAAUGUGUAUUUGCGUCUCACAUUCUGCUUAAUGAGCAAGGGAGACGCAAUGCACAUUGGACAUGAAUGGCCCUUAAGCGGCUAACACAUUACCGCACCGCACCAAGGUCAUUGUGCGACGCACCCAUAAGUAAAAGCGAAGCAUAAGCGAAAAGGAGAUAUUUGCUUUCUCGCUCCUACUUAUGGGUGCGUCGCACAGUGACCUUGGUGCGGUGCGGUGAUGUGUUAGCCGCUUUAGAUGAACUAAUAAAGCGCCACAACUGCUCUGCGUAGUUCGUAUGCGGCUAAAACUCGCCUGUGCUCGGCAAGUAAUCUGAAUGACACAAAACCCAACCUUACGGCUUUGACGUAGGGGCGACUUUCGUUUGUGUUGUAUUUUUGUUCCACUUCGAAGUGAUAUUUUUACGUCAUUAUUUAUUAUAUUGUCAUAAAAAUGUGCUCUUGUAUAUAAAGGGGCCCACUGACUAUCAGUCCGCCGGACAAGGGCCUGACACUCUUUGAUAGAGAAAGAUAGUCUUAUUGCGAUUCCUAUAAGAGGAAAGACAAAAUAGUGUCAUGCUUUGUCCUUAUCACCGACCGGCUGGCAUCAUAGGUAGGAGGCAAGGCGAAAUACCGAAAUUUAUAAGAGUGAAAGAGAAAAAAUCCUAUGCUGCCCUAAUUUUAUAUGAAUAUUCUUUCUCUUACCCCCGGUCGCUCGGUGGCGUAUCUAUAACUACUUGUAUAUACUAUGUCUAUGCCGCCGGACGAUAUCGGCCUGUCAGUUAGAACAAAAGUUUGACAGUUCCGAAAAACUGACAGGCUGAUAUCGUCCGGCGGACUGAUAGUCAGUGCGGCUUAAGUCGUUAUUUUGACUCACAAUAAAUUGUAGUAUUAAUUAUUUUUAUGGCAGUCAGGUAUCAAUAUUGGCAAGCCAUAUAGCCUAACCAUUAUUUUACAUAAUGUAAUAUAAUAUACAGUCGUUUCAUUCAACGGGUUAUGGUCCGAUGUUAUGUUAUAUAGAUAUUAAAUUUUUUAUUGUGAUA